Podospora pseudocomata is the source of this 1518-nucleotide messenger RNA. It is a transcript of the gene SPO11, whose product is annotated as endodeoxyribonuclease. Gene Ontology annotation, molecular function: DNA binding; ATP binding; DNA topoisomerase type II (double strand cut, ATP-hydrolyzing) activity. Lineage: Eukaryota; Fungi; Ascomycota; Sordariomycetes; Sordariales; Podosporaceae. Gene Ontology annotation, cellular component: nuclear chromosome. The record is from RefSeq and is a predicted model, not a curated record. The coding region runs from base 199 to 1518 and encodes 439 amino acids. Gene Ontology annotation, biological process: reciprocal meiotic recombination; meiotic DNA double-strand break formation; meiotic DNA double-strand break processing. The transcript is spliced from 8 exons.
GGAGCACUGCCAAAUCAGUGUGUGAUCAGGUCAACUCGACGAGGAAGGAACACCGGGCUGGCAACAAUUGCAGUACUACCGUAAUUGCAAGUAAGAAUGGGAAGAAGCCGGAAAGCCUGGGUAUUCCCCAGUGCAGAAUCAAGCGACUUGUGCAUCAUUUGUCAGAUCUUGGUGUAAGUCGGCACCAACCCGAUCACCAUGGACGAAAUAUCGACAAAUUCAACUGAGGGGUAUUCUCAAGGCACUGGUACUCACAGCCAAGAUUCAUCUGGUGCCUCUUCUGUCAACUACGACGCGGUCAAUGUCGUCGCUGUCGCUGGCAAUGGUGCCCUCGACCGAAUCGAGUCGCUUCUCGAAGCAAUUGUUGAUGCUGUCACGACCGGAAACGAAAUCCUGAUUCCCUACAGAACUGUCCGAGCAUCACGCCCCGGGCGCUCACAAGGCCCGCCAGCGGCGCGCCAAGCUGGUGUGGUGAGAUUCCCAGGUCGUACCAUCCAGGAAGCGAAGAAAUUUGAAGCCUUACUAUGCAUCAUUGAGCUUUCCCACGAGGCUUUACUGUCGGGAAUGUUGAUCACCAAGAGAAACAUAUACUACCAAAGUCCAGAUCUUUUCGGCUCGCAAGCUGCAGUUGAUGUCAUGGUGGACAAUCUUGCUUUCACCCUCGGUGUCGGCCGAGGCGAUUUGAACAUUGUUGCGACAGCCAAAGGCCUUAUUUCAGGCCCCAUCAUGUUGAUCAGUCGAGACGGUUCCGUCAUUGACUGUGGGCUCUCUCAUAGUACCGGUAUUCUUUUGCCAUCCACAAGCGAGAUCCGGAGCAUUGGCUUUCAUGAGGUCCAGUGGAUUUUGGUGAUUGAGAAAGAGGCAACUUUCCGAACUCUUGCUGCAGCUCAAUAUGCAAAGAACUCCCGAGCAGGUCACGGAAUCCUCAUCACGGCCAAAGGAUUCCCUGACUUGGCCACCCGAAGGUUCCUGUCUGUUGUACAUUCCAUGCGGCCGAGUCUAGUGAUUUUUGGUCUCGCAGACUUUGACCCUGACGGUAUUUCCAUUGUCCGAACAUACCAGAAUGGCAGUAGACGCCUAGAGCAUGAGAACGAGGCAACUGUCCCCUCGCUCUGCUGGCUUGGGAUUAAGAGUCGCGAUCUCCUCUCUUCAUGGCAAAGUCCAGCAGUUGACGAUGAGGAGGACCAAGAAUUAUAUGGAACCACAGGCGGGGAAUCUCCUCAAUUGGUGGAAAACUCCGAUCAUCAGCGGCCGGCAAAAAGACCCAGGCUGUCAGAUUUUCGAAAUCCAAGCGACAAAGUGUCCUCUCUCACUUUGAGGGACCGAAAGAAAGCUGGCGAUAUCCUGAGGGCCAUUUCCUCUGUCGAGCUGCCCUCCGGCGGCGGGUUGGAACAUGCACAGGAACUACAGCGCAUGCUGAUGUUGAACAUCAAAGCUGAGAUACAGGCUGUGGACAGUUAUGGGGAUCUGAGUACCUGGUUGGAUGACAAUCUCUACGCGAGAAUGCACGCGGACUAG